GGCUGUUUUUUUAAUUUUCGUCAGUCCACCCUCUCUCUUCUCUCUCUCUCUCUCCUCCACCACCCGCGAACUCUUUCUUUCUCGCUCUAGACGACAGAUCAACCGUAACAGAACCCACAAUCCUCCCUCCUCCUCCUCCGUUCUCCUCCAUCUCCGUUCGCCGUAUCGGAGCUCAAGAUCGGCGACCCUCAAUUUCGAUGCUGCUGGAUCCGCCGCAUCCGUAAUCCAAUCGAGUUUAGGGAUCUAAGAAUCGAAGAGAAGAGAAGAGAAGAACGAUCUAGAAGCUUAAACCACCGGCGAUGGCGAUGUCAGGGAUGCGAGGACUCUCCGUGUUCAUCAGCGACAUCCGCAAUUGCCAGAACAAAGACCAGGAAAGGCUUCGCGUUGACAAGGAGCUCGGCAACAUUCGUACACGCUUCAAGAACGAAAAGGCUCUGACUCCAUAUGAGAAAAAGAAAUAUGUUUGGAAAAUGCUUUACAUAUACAUGCUUGGCUAUGACGUGGAUUUUGGUCACAUGGAAGCUGUUUCGCUUAUAUCUGCCCCAAAGUAUCCAGAAAAGCAGGUUGGGUACAUUGUAACAUCAAGUUUGCUUAAUGAAAAUCAUGACUUCCUCAGGUUGGCUAUAAAUACUGUGCGCAAUGAUAUUAUUGGUCGCAAUGAAACCUUCCAAUGCCUAGCUUUGACUAUGGUUGGAAAUAUUGGCGGUAGAGAAUUUGCGGAGUCCUUAGCACCUGAUGUACAGAAGUUGCUGUUAUCUAGCAGCUGCAGACCACUUGUAAGAAAAAAAGCCGCGUUGUGUUUGCUCCGCUUGUACAGGAAAAAUCCUGAUGUUGUCAAUGUAGAUGGAUGGGCGGAUCGGAUGGCACAACUUUUGGAUGAACGAGAUCUUGGUGUUUUGACAUCUUCUAUGAGUCUCCUUGUUGCUUUAGUAUCAAACCAACACGAGGGUUAUUGGAGUUGUCUUCCUAAGUGUGUUAAAACUUUAGAACGUCUUGCUAGGAACCAGGAUAUUCCCCAAGAAUACACUUACUAUGGUAUCCCAUCUCCCUGGCUUCAGGUCAAAACGAUGAGGGCUCUUCAAUAUUUUCCUACCAUUGAAGAUCCGAAUACCAGAAGAUCGUUGUUUGAGGUCUUACAAAGGAUCCUGAUGGGAACUGAUGUUGUGAAAAAUGUGAACAAAAAUAAUGCAUCCCAUGCCGUUCUUUUUGAAGCCCUUGCUCUGGUGAUGCAUCUUGAUGCUGAAAAAGAGAUGAUGUCUCAAUGUGUGGCUCUUCUUGGGAAAUUUAUUGCUGUCCGCGAACCAAAUAUUCGUUAUCUUGGCCUGGAGAAUAUGACUCGAAUGUUGAUGGUUACAGAUGUGCAAGAUAUUAUUAAAAGACAUCAAGCUCAGAUUAUUACUUCAUUGAAGGAUCCUGACAUCAGUAUUCGGAGGCGUGCUCUAGAUUUGCUUUAUGGCAUGUGUGACGUUUCAAAUGCAAAGGAUAUAGUUGAAGAACUACUGCAGUAUCUCAGCACAGCAGAGUUUGCAAUGCGCGAGGAAUUGUCACUUAAAGCAGCUAUUCUAGCCGAGAAGUUUGCACCUGAUCUUUCAUGGUAUGUUGACGUUAUUCUUCAAUUAAUUGACAAGGCCGGAGAUUUCGUUAGCGAUGACAUCUGGUUUCGGGUGGUGCAGUUUGUUACAAACAAUGAAGACCUACAGCCUUAUGCUGCAGUAAAAGCUCGAGAGUAUCUUGACAAACCUGCCAUACAUGAGACAAUGGUUAAGGUCAGCGCAUAUAUUCUUGGGGAGUUUGGACACCUUCUAGUGAGACGACCUGGAUGCAGUCCAAAGGAAAUAUUUAACAUUAUACAUGAGAAGCUUCCUACUGUAUCAACUUCUUCUAUUCCUAUUCUUCUGUCAACAUAUGCAAAGAUUCUGAUGCACAGUCAACCACCAGACCCUGAAUUACAGAAUCAGAUUUGGACAAUAUUUAAAAAAUAUGAAAGUUCCAUUGAAGUUGAAAUACAGCAACGAGCUGUUGAAUAUUUUGCUUUGAGUAGAAAAGGUGCAGCCCUAGUGGAUAUAUUGGCUGAGAUGCCUAAAUUCCCUGAACGACAGUCUUCAUUGAUUAAAAAGGCCGAAGAUACUGAAGUUGAUACUGCAGAACAAAGUGCCAUAAAGUUGCGAGCUCAACAGCAAUCUCAAACAUCAAAUGCUUUGGUUGUAACUGACCAAAGUCAUGCUAAUGGAGCUCCGCCAGUCAGCCAACUUGGUCUAGUAAAAAUGCCCAGUACGAGUAGUAAUGUGGAUGAUAUUUCAGCAGAUCAAAGAUUAUCCCAGGAAAAUGGGACAUUGAAUAAUGUAGAUUCUCAGUCUCCCUCACCAGAUCUCCUUGGUGAUCUCUUGGCUAUCGAAGGCCCUCCCAGUGGCAGUCUCCACCCUCAGCCGAGCUCAAGUUCAGGAUUGGAAGGAACUGCAGUUGAAGCCACAGCCAUAGUGCCUGCGGGAGAGCAGGCCAAUUCUGUGCAGCCAAUUGGAAAUAUUGCUGAAAGAUUUCAUGCUUUGAGCUUGAAGGAUAGUGGUGUUCUAUAUGAAGAUCCUUAUAUUCAGAUUGGCAUUAAAGCUGAAUGGAGAGCUCAUCAAGGGCAUCUUGUUCUUUUCUUGGGGAACAAGAAUACUUCUCCUCUUGUCUCAGUUCAAGCUUUAAUAUUGCCUCCUGCCCAUUUGAAGAUGGAGCUCUCUCUAGUACCAGAAACUAUACCUCCCCGGGCACAGGUGCAAUGUCCACUUGAAGUCAUUAAUCUCCACCCAAGCAGGGAUGUCUCGGUUCUUGACUUCUCCUACAAGUUUGGUAACGAAAUGGUCAAUGUCAAGCUUCGCAUGCCAGCUGUCCUAAAUAAAUUUCUUCAGCCUAUAACAAUAUCUGCUGAGGAGUUUUUCCCUCAAUGGAGAUCCCUGCCUGGACCACCUUUGAAGCUUCAAGAAGUGGUUAGAGGUGUCAGACCACUUCCACUGCCCGAAAUGGCAAACUUAUUUAAUAGUUAUCAUCUGACAGUGUGCCCAGGGCUUGACCCCAAUCCAAACAAUCUUGUUAUUAGUACAACAUUUUAUUCAGAAAGUACAAGGGCAAUGCUCUGUUUGAUAAGAAUUGAAACAGAUCCAGCGGACAGAACCCAGCUGCGAAUGACGGUUGCUUCAGGGGACCCAGCAUUAACGUUUGAGAUGAAGGAGUUCGUCAAGGAACAACUAGUCAUCAUCCCCCCAACAUCCCGUGUACCUGCAACACCAGCAGCUCCAACACCUCCAGUGGCUCAACUAGCUAUUGCUCCCGCAACAACGAACGAUCCUGGGGCCUUGCUUGCUGCUCUUCUAUGACAAUAUAAAGAUGUGAUCAUUUGUCAUUACACUCUUGUAACUUGAUCUGCACAGCCUAACCCACCUAUGUAUCCCUCAAGCGUGGGGUGGAUAAACAAAAUCAUGAUGCAAGGGCUGGCGGAGUUAACGGUGAGUGAGCUUAUUUGCCAGCAGAGUGUUCGAGCAGGGUUUUCUGGGUUGGUGGGCAUUUUUGAGAUUCUUUCAGCACAAAAGGAUUGUACUUUUAAGCGAUAUUUUAUAUCAUUUGGGGUGAGGGUUUUCAGUUUUCUCAUAUUUUUCGCCUUCCCAGUUUCACUGGAUUGUUUGCGGUGCACCUGAUAGCAUGAUAGCAUAUGUAAGAUAUUGCCAACCAAUUGUAACAGUUUGAAAUUCUUAUUCCGAAAUUAUAGUUGCAAUAAUAGCUUGUGGAGUAUUUGCAUUUUUA
Molecule: messenger RNA, 3780 nt
Organism: Lotus japonicus
Lineage: Eukaryota; Viridiplantae; Streptophyta; Magnoliopsida; Fabales; Fabaceae
Product: AP-2 complex subunit alpha-1-like
Exons: 27
Coding region: 300-3356 (1018 amino acids)
Biological process (GO): clathrin-dependent endocytosis; intracellular protein transport
Cellular component (GO): AP-2 adaptor complex; membrane coat
Molecular function (GO): clathrin-cargo adaptor activity
Source: RefSeq, a predicted model, not a curated record